AUGAACUUUUGUAGAACUUUAAGUUAAUUAGUCGUGUUAUGUACAAUGUAAGAGAAUGUUUGAAUUUAAUAGUUAUCAUUAAGUCAAGUCAAGUUGUGAUGUUUUUAACUCUCUCACAACUCCAGAUACAGGUUAAGCUUAAGUUUCAUUAGAUUUAAGUUAACAAGUAAAAAAGGACUAUGGAGUUGGAGCUUGGACUAGAUUUUAAAGUUAAUUUGAAGAUGUUGAUACUUUAGAUAAGAAGAUUCUUGAUUAUCAUAUAUUUUCAGAAGUAAACGUUGGAUCAUACCCUGUGAUAUAUUAUAUAAAGUUGGAUAAGGAAGUAGGCAUCAUAUAUUACAAUAUAAUGAUACAAUAACAAAGCAAUAGUUAUUAAUUGAGAGAAUUAGAAUUAAGACAAGAGUUGGUUGGAUCAAAAUGGGUGUUUUUCUACUUUUGUUUUUCCCAGAUAUAGAAAGCUUACAAUAUAUUUUUAUAUAUAGAUUAGGACAUAAUAAAUGUAUAGAUGAUAUCAGGAGGUGAAUAUUUGAGUGAAAAUGAGUAAAUAAAAUAGUAUAUGGUGGGCGGUAAUUUAAAGGUAAUAAUAUAAAAUGAUCAUUUAAGUUUCAAAAUUAAAUCUUCAAUAUAUCUUUAUCAUUGGGUAGUUUUCCUGGUGAGAUAAGUGAUCUUGAUUUUCGAAUAGGUUAAUCAAACUAUUACCCUGACAUUCCAACAUUCUUGAGUAAUAUCUAUGAUACAGUUUGUAAUAUAUAUGUGUGUCCUCCUAAGACUUAAACUACAAUUUUAGCAAGUCUUUAUAAUGGGGGUAAUAGUAUAAUUAAGACUGUAACUUUUUACAAUAAAAGGUUUAUCUUAUUUGGUUGGGUAAAAUUAAAUGAAAUUACAGAUGUACUAUUGAUUAUUAUUUUAAUAAGAUUCGAUAGAUUGAAACUGUGUUAUUGAGAGCAUCAUUUAGAAAAGUAUAUUACGGUGAUAAAUAUUAAGGAGAGAAGGCAAUAUAUUGGAAAUAUUAUUAAAGUACUUUACGUGAUGAAGACAAUGGUUUUGAAGUAUCUACUUAUCAUAAUACUCAAAAAACUCAGAUAUCUGCUUAUUAAACUUUGGAUAGUGAUACUAUUAAAAAGAAAUCAGCAUUUUACAAAAAUGCUAUAACUUAUUGGCAUUGGUUUGUAUAUUAAGAAGGGUUGCCAAAUAAGAAGAUAGAAUUAGAUAUUUAUUUUGGUUUUUCUAAAGAAACUUAAAGUUUUGAGAUGACUUAAGAUCAUUAUGAUAAAGUGACAUAUUAUUUCAGUAUAGGUGGAGAUAGAUUCAAUAAAGGUUUUAAUGGAGAGAUAAGAAAUCUAACUUUUUCAUAUUGUUAAUUGACAGAUGCCAAACCUAAAAGAUGUAAAUAUAUUUAUAAAUUAAAAGAUUGUCAUUAUAGUUGUAAUACUUGUUUUGGACCAGCUGAAAAUAAUUGUAUUGAUUGUGUACCAGAAGUUGAAUCAAAAAGAUAUUUAGAUGGGACAUAUUGUCUUUGUAUAGCAACAUACAUGGAUGUUGGUCAACCAUCUUGUUAAAGUAUAAAAUUAAUUAAAAUUCUAUAGCUAAAUAUUAAGUAUUAGGUGGAAUAAAUAUUUAAGAAGCUUUAAUCAUGGACACAUCAGGAUGUUAAAGAAAUUAAUUUUUGGUAAAAAUGAAAGAUAAUACUUAUUGUUUAAAUUGUCCUGGAGCAAUUACACCAUAUGGAUUAUAUUGUAUAGAUUGCAUAUACAAUCCAGAAACAUGGUAUUUACAUCCAAUAUGUAAAACAGAUUAUUUAAUGCCAUUAACUGAUUCAACUGAUUAUGUCUUUAUGAGAAGAGAUAGAAAAUUAAAAGAUUAUGAAUACUUUCUAAUCAAUUAAAAUAAUGUUUAAGAAUAACCACUCUUAGAACCUUGUGUUGGAUGUUUUGGAUUAACUAAUAGUACUAUUAAUUUCAUUCAAAAAUAUACUAUGAAUAUAAUCUAAAAAAUACUAUGUAAGAAUUGUUAUACAUCAAUCAAUGGAGAAUGUAUUAAUUUAAAUCUUAAUUGUGAUGAAUGUGAUGAUAAUCAAUUAUGUUAGAAAUGUGAAUAGAAUUAUACAUUAUCUUAAUCUUAAUGUAUUAAAUGUCCAUUAGCCUGUCCAAAUUGUAAAUAUAAUUCUACUGGAUUCUAUUGCAAAAGUUGUAUUGAAGGAUAUUAUUUCAAUUCAACUUUAGAACAAUGUUAAUAAUGUGGUUAAUUUUGUAAAAUAUGUUAUCAUUCAAAAAUUAACAAUUUACUCUAAUGUGUUUAAUGCAUUCAUAAUGAAGAUUACUUUCUAGCAGCUGAAUUGACAUAAUGUCUCCCUAAAACUAUGGCUCAUUGUUCAAUCUAAACCUAAGAAUUUUCUUUUAAUUAUUUAAAUGAAACAUCAAUUAAUCAACUCUAUUAAUUAAGCCUUGAUUUAAGGGUCUUAUAUAUUACAUAUCCUACUAUGGAAUUAUGUUUAAAAUGUGAUCCCCAUUAUAUUAAUGUCAUGAAAAUUAAACAUCUUUACGGAUGUUAUUCUGUUAAUGAUGUUUAGACUAUCACAAAUAAAGUCUUACCAUAAGCUUUAAAAGAUAAAGUUCUCAAUGAUCCCAAUUUCUAAUUAGGAUAUCAUGAAUUAGAAAGAUUGGAUGGAUCAGAAAAUUACUAUAUAUUAUUUGGAGAUCCAGUUGUUAUAGAUAAUAUUAAAUAUAAUCCUAUCGUUUUAUAAUAAAUAGAACCAAAUCAAAAAAUAUGCUAAGAAAAAUAAUGUUAGUAUUGCAUCCAAAAUUAUGUUUAUACUCAAGAAUAUUGUAUUAAAUGUUUCAAACCUUAUUAUGCUCAUAAACUUUCAGGAAACUGUAUCUAAUGUCCAUCCUCUUGUUUAGAAUGUGAAUUAAUUCAUAAAGAUUUUAAAGAUGGAUGGAAAUCUGAUCUAUAACCUGGCUAUUAAAUUAGAAGUAAAUAAUAAGUUCAUCACUUUAAUACACAUGCCCUCUCCACUUCUAUAGAUGAUUAUGAAAUUAACUGUCUUCUUUGUGCUGAUAAUGGAUUUUUACAUAAUGGCAAAUGCUAUCCUAAAUGUCCUUGUAAAGAAUGUAUUAUUGAAGAUGAUGAAAUUAAAUGUAUCACUUGCGAAAAUUCAAUUAAAACUGUUGUAAAUGGUCAAUGUACUGAAUGUCCUCAAUUUUGUGAAUUAUGUAGAGAAUUUACAUCUGAAGAAAUUACUCAAAUAAAUCCAUACUUCAAUCAAGAUAUUCCUGCAAAUAGAAAAUAUGCUAAAUAAUGCUUAAAAAGAGUUAUUGAUGAUCCUCCUUAAGGAAUCUUAUAUAAUGAUCCUACUAUAGGUCAAGAAAUUAAUUGCAAAAAUCCUUAACAAAAAGAUUGCUACUUUUAUGUUGAAUUUCAAUAAACUAUCUAUUGUGAAAUUAAUAAAUAUUAAGAAAAUCUUGAUCUAGAAAUUGAUGAUAAUUCUAAAACUUUCUAUAAAAAAUAUAAUCUACUAUUAGAUCAUCUAUUCUCAACAGACAAUUCUACUCAUUUCAACCUAGAAACUGACUUCUUAUAUAAUGAACUAAAUUACAAAAGUGUUAAAUUGGUUAGAUAUAUUGUUAAUAUAUUACCAAAUACUGGUAAUUGUAAAAUUAAUAAAAAUACAUUCAUUUUAUCCAAUAUUCGAUCUAACGUAUUUACAGUAAAAAACUUAGAAUUAGUAAUCUAAUCUCAAAUUAAUAUGCCCAUUCAAGUUGAAGGAAAUAUUUCAUUUUAUGAGUUCUCAUCAGUUACUCUGAAAAAUGUCUAUUUACUUCCAAUAAGUGACAAAAUCUAAUUCAAUAUUAAUAGUUUAUACGGAGUCUCAUUUCUAAUUGAACAAUUUAAAAUUAAGAAUGCUGUAAACCUUCAAUUUUAAAUCAAAAUUUAAAAUCCAACCAUAAUUCAAAUUAAGAAUAUAGAAAUAUCAGAUUCAAAAUUAAUUAAUAUCAAUGGCAUUAUCACCUAUUAUUUCACAUAAAAAUUGGAAAAUGAACUAGACUAUUCUAUUGACACAAUUUUAAUCAAGAAUUGUUAAAUAAUUAAUUCAAACUUAUUUGUUUAGCUCUUGGAUGAUGAAUAUGGAAAUCAAAAGUUAAUAGCAAAUAAUUUUAUUUCCUAAAAAAACACACUUAAGGAUUCAGUUAUUUUCAUUACUCAAUUCCUUAAUCAAAUCAGAGAAUCUAAGUUUGUUAUAUAGUCUUUUUUAUCUGAAGGGGAAUCACUAACUAAUACUUCCUUAUUCACUUUACAUGGUGCACUAAGUGUUAUUUUAACAGAUAUUACUGUUUCAAAUGGAAAUUUCAACUCAAAUGUUAAACUAUUUUAACUUCCUUUGUUCACAAUCAACAACAUGAUAAUCAUAGGCAAUAAUUUUAACAGCGAUAACAAUAGAGUAAUUACAAAUAUUGUUGAUGCCCUUUAUCAAGAUGAUAUUUCAACUAACUUUCUCUCUUUUAAUAAAAUUCAAUUCAAAAACAAUUAUUACCGAAGUAGUAAAGUAUUUAUAGAAUUGGUUUAAAGUCAAAAUUUUAAGACAUUAGAAAUAUUAAUCGAUGGAUUAUCUUUAGAGUCAAAUUAGUUUACAUUAAAAAAUUACUCAAAUUAAAUGACAUCUAUGAAUUCAUCAAUAUAUUUUGAUCUAACUUAGAUUACAAUCUUAAACAUAAAUAUAAUAAGAGCAUUCAAUUUGCCUGAGAUAUCAAUUAAUAAUGCAGAUAAAAUAGAGCUGAAUAAUUUAAAAGCCUCUUUGAAUGAUGAAUUUAAAUUAAUGGUUAUUCAUUAAUAGGUUUCUUGUUUGUAGAAGAAUCUAUAAAUAGGUUAUGGUAGUAUGUUGUAGAUCUUUAAUAGUAGAAUUAUUAAUUUUAAAAAUAUAGAAAUAUUCGGAUUGAUAGUAAUAAACCUACCUAUAAUUACUAUAAAAUCAAUAGAUGGAUCUAAUUUUAGAUAAGCUGAGACGAUAUAAAUAAAAAAAAUGUAAUUCACAAAUAAUACUCUGAUUCUAUCUAAACUUGCUGAAUAGCCUUCAAUUUUAAGUAUAAUAUCAGAGUAGAAGUAAGCUAUAGAAUUGAUUGAUAUUAAUUCUUUUAAUAAUCAUCAUCACAGUUAUUAAGAAGACUUGUUAUUUAGAUAAUCUUCUACUAUUUUAAUAGAAAACCCAAACUCAGAUAUAACUUUAAGUGAAUCGUAUUUCUCUAAUAACAUUAUUACAAAUAAUUAAGGAUCUAAUUUGAUCUUAAUUGGUAAUAAACUUGAGAUACGAAAUUGUAUUUUUUUAAAAUAAAAUGAUAUAUAAUUUGAAUAUUUAAAGACUCGUUUAAUUUGGGGUUAUGGAUAGGAUGAAGAACCUUAUUUUGAGAAUUUGUAUUCGUUACUUUCUAUAAAAUCAAAGGGAGGAAAUGGAUAUUUUUCAGCAAAUUAGAUUUCAUUUUAAAAUAUUUCAAGUUAAGAUUCAUUAGGCCUAUAAGGAGGAGCAUUUUAUUUUGGAACUUAAUCUAGUGGAAUAAUAUAAAUUUCAAAUUGCUCUUUUAAUUAUAGUUAAGCUAAUUUGUUGAUGAAAGAAAAAUCAUAAGGAGGAACUCUUUUUAUUGAUGCUUCCUAGUCAGAUUUAUUUUUAUCAAUUAUGAACAAUAGUUUUUCUAAUAGUUUUAGUAGAAAUGAAGGAGGUACAAUUUUUAUUGAGCCUUCAAGAAAUAAUAAUACAAUUAUAAUGUAAAAGAAUGAAGUUGAGAAUGUUUAUUCAUUUAAAAAUGCAUUCCUCAAGAUUCUUGUUACAUUCAGUAGUAAAUAAUUGAUUUUAUAGACAUAAAUAUCUGAUUUAUCAAUUAAAAAUACAUACAAUGGGUAUCUCAAUUAUUUAGGGAGAAUAUAAAAUUUAAAUGAUUAAGAAAUAUAGUUUUAAUCUAAUAAUUUUUUAAUUUCAAUAGAUCGAAGUAAUCUUACUAUUAAAGAUUGUAAUAUCAUAAAUAUAUUUGAAUAUGGAGCAUUAGAGAUAUUAGAUUCUAAUUAUAUAAAAUUAGAUAAUUUAGUGACAGAAAACUUUACAAUUGUAAGUGGAAGUAUCCUAAAAUUGAAUUUGAAUAAAAGUACAUAAAUAAUAAUUAUUAAUAGAAUAUCUGACAUCUAUUUAACUUAUCAAUGUAUAAUUAAAAUAUAUGUUUGAAGUGAUAGGAGAUGUAUCAUUACCAGAUAAUCUAAUUCUUCGACUUCCAGAACUAUUCUAUAAAUGUGAGUAAUCUUAUGAGCAUCCAAAAACAUUAUAAAAAUUAUAUAAUGAAGAAUAGUAAAAUAUUGUAAGUUUACACAAUUUUUAUUCAAUAAUUAAGAAUAGGACAAAUCCUAGUUUUAUUUUUGAAAUUGAUUAUGUUUCUGAAAAUCAUUAUAUUUUGAUAGAAAGUUUGAACAUUUAAAAGAUAAAUUGUUCUAAUUGUUAAAAUGGGUUAUUAAAAUUUACAAAUAUAGAUGAAGUAGUAAAUAAAAAUGUAAUUUAUUUAAGAGGAUUAAAUAUGGAAGAUAAUAUAUGUGGAAUAAUUAGUUGUUUUGUACUUAGUGCUUAAUCAACAAAUUAAAUUAGGUUAUUUUGGAAUUAAAAAUUAAAGAGAAUUCUUGAUGAAGUAAGUUAAGAAUUAGAUUAAAAAUUAUCUACAAUAAAGAUAAAAAAAAGUACAUUUAGAAAUAAUAAAGCAACAUUUGGUGGAUCAAUAUUAAUAUCAGGUUUAAGUUUAAUAGUAGCAAGUUGUUCUUUUUCAAAUAAUGUAGGAUAUUAGGUAGGAGGUGCAAUAUAUUUUGAUUAUUAAUAAGGAAGAUAAUUAAUAGUAUAUGAUUCAAUAUUUGCAAAUAAUUAAGCAAAGGUUGGAGGUGGAUUAUUUUUGAGUGGUUAUCAAUUAAACUCUCCUUCAAAAAUGAAUAAUAUAUUUUAAGGAAAUCAAGCAUUAUAUUAUGGUAAUAAUGUAGCAGAUUAACCUACAUAAUUGACAUUAAAGAUAGGAAAUUAAUUAAUGAAGAAAGAACCCUUAAUAGAUAAUUCAACAAAUAAGACAGAUAUAAUCGUAAUAAAUAAAUACAAGAUAGGAAAUAAAGAACAUGAUUUUAUUAUGUUGCCCAGUGGAUAGACAAUUGGAGAAUAUUAAAUUUUUGAUGAAUAGAUUUAAAGUUAUGUUUCAUACAAUCUUACUUUUAGAAUAAUAGCUCUUAAUGAUGAAAAUAAUCAAAUCAAAGCUUUAGAUGGUAGUAAAUGCUCUAUUUAAAGUAGAUAAAUAAUUAAUUAAUAAGAAGGAGAAUUCUAUUCUAAUUUUACUAGUUAUUCAGAAGUAUAUUAUAAUACAACAAGUUAAGAUUAUAAUCUAGAUAAUAUGAUAAUAUAUUUUGAUCCUGAUUAUUCUUCAUAAGGUUAUUUAUAACUUGAAAUAAUUUGUAAUUCAAUAAAGAUACCGUAAUUUUAAGAGAUUUCUCCUUAUUAGUUAUUAGAUUAUUUUACUAAUUAUAGAUUGAGGAUUGAUUUAUAAACAUUUCCUUGUUAAAGAGGUGAAUAUAAAACUAAAUAAGGAACAUGCAAAUUAUGUGAUGCUAAUUCAGAUUAAUAUAAUGUAAAAGCAGGUGAUUAAUGUUAAAUAAAAGAUCCGAUAAAAAUGUAGAAAGUUUCAUCAGCAAGAGUUAUGUUAAGGCCAGAAUAUUGGAGACCAUUUGAAAGUAGUAACAAAAUUGAAUAUUGUUUAAAUCUUCCAGAGAAUUGUAUUGGAGGAUGGAAUCCAGGUAAUGAUUUAUGUUCUGAAGCACAUAUUGGAGCUUUAUGUGAAUAAUGUGAUAUGUAUAAUAUUAGAGGUUAAGGUUCAUAUUCAGUUAGUACACCUUAUAAAUGUGGAAGUUGUAAUGAUAUUGGUGAUAAUACUUUAAAAGUUAUUCUAGUUAGUAUUUGGACUAUGAUAUCUAUAUUUUUAUCUGUUAAAGGUACCGUGGAAACAGUUGAAAAAAUGGUUACUUAAAAUAAAUUAUCACAUUUUAAAAUAUUUGCUUAAGAUCCAAAAGCAGGAUAUGGCAGUGUAUUAAUAAAAGUGUUAACAAACUAUUUAUAAAUUAUUGGAGCUGUGGCUACAUUUUAACUUAAAAUUCCUAGUGGAGUUCAAUCUUCCAUCAGAUCAGUAGGUAAUCCAACAGAAGCUAUGAGUUUUUCAUUAGAUUGCUUUUUAGUUAAUCUUAUUGAUAUAGAUAUCAUUUAUUUUAGAAUGAUAUGGGCAUUAAUUAUGCCCUUAAUAUACAUUCUAUCUUUUAUUGUUAUUUAUAUCAUUGCCAUCAUAUUAAAUUUAACUAAACCCAAUAAAAGUGCUCUCACUACAACUGCAAUCUACUUAUUUACUUAUUUAUAACCUACUUUAAUUGGAGGAUUUAUCUCUUUAUUAUCCUUUAGAUAUAUUUCUAAUUAUUAUUGGAUUUAAGGAAAUGUAUCAUAUCAAUAUGAUACAUAAACUCAUUUAAAUUGGAUCUUAACAUUUAUAUUACCUUCCACUCUUGCUCUUGCCUUUAUUAUACCUGCUUUCAUGUUUAUUAGUUUGUAUUAAUAAAGAUUUCUCUUAGAAACAGAAAAUACAAGAAAAAAUUGGGGAUAUCUAUAUAAUGAAUAUUCAUCUAAUGCAUAUUUCUGGGAAAUUAUCAAAAUCCUAUAAAAAGGAUUCAUUAUUAUUUUCUUAACCUUCUAUGAAGAUCUUAUCAUUAUUAAAGGAGCUUUAGUUUUCAUUAUUGUUUUUAUAUAUUAACUAUUAACUCGAACUUUUAAACCAUAUAAAUUAUAAUUCUUAAAUUUGAUUGAUGAAUUUAGUACACUCAUUUGUGGAAUAUCUAUUGUUCUAGGAAUUACCAUUUAUUAAUCUAAUCUCUCUGAUAAUUAGGAAAUCAUAUGGCCAUUUUAUAUACUUUUAAUCAUAUUUAAUUCUAUCUUUAUUUUAGUUAUUGUUUGGGAAAUUAUAUUAGCAUAACUUGAAGAUUAAUAAGAAAAUCUAGAUAAAGUUAGAGAUUUACUUAAUAAAAAAUAUCCUCACCUCAAAGAAUCAAAUUGGUUCUUCAAAAAACUUUUAACUAAUCGAGGACAAUAAUAAAAAAGAGUUAAAAGAAGAUUUUAAAUGAUAAGAAGAUAUCUCAAAUAAAUAGUCAGAAAUAAUCCAGGAAUCUACUAAAUGCCUACUCCUGCUCAUUCAUUCCCUGAUAAACCUGUAAUGUUUUAAAAUCAAGAAAAAUAAAAUCUAUUAUAAGUUCAUCAAUAAAGUAGUAAAGAAAAUACCUAAAUGAUUUAAAAAAAAGGAACUAAAGUAUAUCCUCUUGAUUAAGAUUAAAGAACCUUUGAAAGUGUAAGAUAUGAUGAUAAACGUUAAUCCCCUUGA
Messenger RNA from Paramecium sonneborni, 9413 nucleotides. NCBI's taxonomy places the organism in Eukaryota, Ciliophora, Oligohymenophorea, Peniculida, Parameciidae. The record is from the annotation of a GenBank genome assembly.